This is a messenger RNA of Penicillium canariense, 360 nucleotides long. RefSeq names its product SNAP receptor SNC2. Gene Ontology annotation, molecular function: syntaxin binding; SNAP receptor activity. Lineage: Eukaryota; Fungi; Ascomycota; Eurotiomycetes; Eurotiales; Aspergillaceae. Bases 1 to 360 code for a protein of 119 amino acids. Gene Ontology annotation, biological process: vesicle fusion; vesicle-mediated transport. Gene Ontology annotation, cellular component: plasma membrane; SNARE complex. The transcript is spliced from 3 exons. The record is from RefSeq and is a predicted model, not a curated record.
AUGACUUCCGAAGGCCCGUACGACCCUUACAUUCCUGCCGGCUCUCAAGGCGCCGCCGGUGGCGCCUCCGCGCAACCGAAUGGCAACCAGCGAACAGCCGCAUUACAGGCGCAAAUCGAUGACACCGUUGGUGUCAUGCGCGAGAACAUUAACAAGGUCUCCCAGCGUGGUGAGCGCCUGGACUCCCUUCAGGACAAGACCGACAACCUGGCCGUAUCAGCCCAGGGCUUCCGCCGGGGCGCCAACCGUGUGCGCAAGCAGAUGUGGUGGAAGGAUAUGAAGAUGCGCGUAUGCCUGGUCGUCUGUGUGAUCGUGCUGCUGGUGGUGAUCAUCGUGCCCGUUGCCGUAAAAUAUCACUAA